Lingula anatina is the source of this 722-nucleotide messenger RNA. RefSeq names its product mammalian ependymin-related protein 1-like. The record is from RefSeq and is a predicted model, not a curated record. Gene Ontology annotation, cellular component: extracellular region; lysosome. Gene Ontology annotation, molecular function: calcium ion binding. NCBI's taxonomy places the organism in Eukaryota, Metazoa, Brachiopoda, Lingulata, Lingulida, Lingulidae. Gene Ontology annotation, biological process: cell-matrix adhesion.
AUGGCCACCAUGCAUGCCAACCGUUUUGGCCCAAAGCACAUGCAAUAUGUGAUCAACGGCAACACGUGCACCAAGUCCCCUCUGACGGACGCCAUGACACCAAAUUGCAUCCCGGAUGGCGCUAAGUAUUGGGGCGGUUUCUACAUCGGCGGUCCAGACACCCCGUUGCCGUGCCACAGGUGGCUGUACAUGUCCAAAGGGACAAAUGUUUCCCUUACAGUUACACAGCAGGACUGCUAUCCUGUGUUGGAGACGGAGUACGGGAACACGCCCAGAGGUGGCCAGAUGGCGUCAAUUGCCUUCACGUCUGUCCGCCCCGGCAUUCAGGACCCUACAGUUUUCAACCCUCCGUCCAUUUGUAACAAGGUCUCCAAAGAGCACCCUCACCACCAGUUACAAGGACUCCAUCGACGGGCUAUGAACAUACUGAGGAGAUGAAAUGACAAAUGCGACGUAUAUGUAUGGACAUGAAGAUGCCGAGUUUUAACCAGGGACUGCAUUAUAUUGAAAAUAAUCCUACUGAUAUAUACUUCAGUGUAAAACAAAUUAGUAAAAAAUAUGACUAGUUUAAUCAUGUUUAAACCGAAAGAACUUUAUUUCAGUUGUGUAUAUGACAUUGUGUGGUAAAAUAUUGGCCUUUGUGAAAAAAAAACAACUAUCAAAUACAAUGUAGGGUUUUCUGUAUGUGUAUGUGAUUCUACAAAUAACACUCUGCAUAAUUA